GUCACAGUCCCGGGCGGAAGUUGCGUGAGGACAUGGUGACUUGUUGAGUGACCUGUUUGGGUCUCCGUCUCUUGUAAAUAUCCCAUCACUGAACCGAAGCUCCGUCUCCACGAUGUUGGCGUGUAAACGCAUCUGCAGCAGCACUGCUCUCCGUGCUGUCCGUGCUCUCCGCAGUAAUGAAGUGCUCCACUGUGCUCAGGUGCGGAGAUGUCUGUCCACGGCCACUGACGGGGAGGUCCGCAUCGCAAACGUGCUGAAGGAGAAGUUUCCUUCAGCUUCAGCUCUCAAAGUUGUGGACAUAUCAGGUGGCUGUGGGGCCAUGUAUGAGAUUCAUAUAGAGUCCCAUGAGUUCAAAGGAAAACGGGCUGUUCAGCAGCAUCAGUUAGUCAAUCAGGCACUCAAGGAUGAAAUUCAAGGAAUGCAUGGAUUGCGAAUUUUCACUGAUGUCCCAAAAGAGUAAACUGUUAUUCUACUCUCAACGUUAAACUUUUUUUUUCUUUCAUAUGCACAGAAUAUCAAUUUGAAAAGACAAAAUGGAUGUUGUUAUUCAGUGAUUUCAAUUUUAUCUGAACUGUUAUGUGCUCAUGGCAAGAAUGGAGUGGGAAACUAUCUCCCGACACUUACUCUUCAGCGGUGUGAAACGUGAAAUUCACGUAAGGUUACACUAAUGUGAUACCGUCUACUUUUAAGAUAAUAUAUACAACCAGUGAAUGCUGAGAUACGCACAAAAUGACAGAAUAACUUGUUGUACAGUAGAUGAUGUAGGGCUUGUCCUUGUCUGGGGUCUUCUCAGGGUCAACAUUGAUGCUGGAAAAUCCAGGAAACGUCAUGUUAUGAAUAGUUUAGAACAGCUACACACCUUUGCUUUAGAAUUAAGGUGGGAAAAAAAAUGUAUGAAACACUGUCCAUUGCUGCUUACAACAAUCUAUGUGUUACUGGAUUGUGCACACGUCUUCUGAUUUUGUUCCAUGAAGAAUACAAAACUGAAAUUAAAAAACGCUUUAUUUACAAA
Cololabis saira (Pacific saury) is the source of this 1012-nucleotide messenger RNA. RefSeq names its product bolA family member 3 (gene bola3). The transcript is spliced from 4 exons. NCBI's taxonomy places the organism in Eukaryota, Metazoa, Chordata, Actinopteri, Beloniformes, Belonidae. The record is from RefSeq and is a predicted model, not a curated record. Bases 113 to 460 code for a protein of 115 amino acids.